AUGGCGCGAGAUGAGAUGAAAGAAAAUACAGAAACAUGGGUUUUGAUAGUAGAAUCAGGUGCUGUUUUGUAUGAUAAAGAAGUAGAUAGUAUGGCAAUCUUGCAACCGCGGAAUGAAGAAUUAGCGGUGAAGAGAAGGAUGGCGAAACAAAAAGAAAAGGUUCUUACUAAAUUUGAUGUAGCAAGAAUUUGGGGUUAUAGUUCGGUGGGAUGGGAGUAUGUGGAGUCGGCAGGGGCCUCUGGGGGUUUGUCGCUCAUUUGGGAUGAUGAGUUGUUCAAGAGAAAGGAGAACCGGGUUGUAUGGGAGGAGUUGAGUUAUGUUGCGGGUCUCUGUCAGGUGCCUUUCUGCUUUUUCGGAGAUUUUAAUGAAAUUCUACAUUUCAAAGAGUGCAAAAGAACUAGUAGUGUACCAGUGUCAGCGGAAGAGUUUGAAAAUUGGGUACAGGAUAUGCAGUUGGUGGACUUGCCUCUGAAUGAUAGGAAGUUCACAUGGUUCAGGGGUCGAUCUUGCAGUCAGAUUGAUAGGGUUCUGGUUAAUAUAGAGUGGGUGGAGGAAUUUUCUGAUGUUCGACUAAAAGGGGGCCCUAGAGGGCUGUCAAACCAUUGUCUGUUGAUUGUGGAGGAUAAGAGAGUUGGUGAUGGGCCACGAGCUUUUAGAAGUUUGGAUUCCUGGUUUACGCAUGAGGGCUUUCUGAGUAUGAUUAAAAAUGAAUGGAGAAAAUUGGGAGAGGCUCAGUUUACUAGUAAGUUGAAGGCUUUGACGGGUCCUUUACGUCUUUGGGACAAGAACAAUUUCAGGGGCAUGGACAAGAGACUGCAGACGCUUGAGGAGGAGAUUAGGAAACUGGAUAAUAUGGUGAGUGAAGGUGUCUGA
This is a messenger RNA of Arachis stenosperma, 873 nucleotides long. RefSeq lists its product as uncharacterized. The record is from RefSeq and is a predicted model, not a curated record. The coding region runs from base 1 to 873 and encodes 290 amino acids. The transcript is spliced from 3 exons. NCBI's taxonomy places the organism in Eukaryota, Viridiplantae, Streptophyta, Magnoliopsida, Fabales, Fabaceae.